Molecule: messenger RNA, 2601 nt
Organism: Syngnathus acus (greater pipefish)
Lineage: Eukaryota; Metazoa; Chordata; Actinopteri; Syngnathiformes; Syngnathidae
Product: solute carrier organic anion transporter family member 1C1-like
Exons: 14
Coding region: 422-2464 (680 amino acids)
Biological process (GO): transmembrane transport; sodium-independent organic anion transport
Cellular component (GO): membrane
Molecular function (GO): protein binding
Source: RefSeq, a predicted model, not a curated record
GUUUGAGAAAACAGCAAAGUAAAAGACACACGUGGGCUUUGUAAAUAAACUUUGCUUCACGCUGCUGCCGUUUGUUGUGCUGUGUAUUUGUGAGUGAAGUUCACAGGGGGGGGUGUAAAACCCCGGUUGUUUGCUCCGAGUCUUCCUGGGCUGGACCUUACCCAGGUAGAGCCAUCUUUUUUUUUUUCUGUGUGUGAAAGAGUACGUCGGAGGGGCUGGGUUUUUUUUUCUUCCUCCAUUAACAUGAUCAACAAGCGUGCAUGAGUGCUUAGGUUACUGAUUACAGGUGAUGUUAUAAUUUGAGAUAAGGUUCGAGUCCAGGCGCAAAGUCCUGCCAGGUACAACGAGUCUGCAGUUCUUGUUCACAUCCCUCUUUGGAGCGCUGCUGCUUCUCAGGGUUGCGUGAAAACACGGCAGCAUCAUGAGUGUAGAGUCCACCAAGCCGCGUGAUGCUCGCUGCUCCAAGCUCAAGCUCUUUCUGGCCUCGAUGGCCUUUGCGUACUUCGCCAAAGCUUUUGGUGGCGCCUACAUGAAGAGCUCAAUCACCCAGAUUGAAAGACGCUUUGACAUCCCCAGCUCUCUCAUCGGGGUGAUCGACGGCAGCUUCGAGAUAGGAAACUUAUUGGUAAUCGCCUUCGUGAGCUACUUCGGCGCUAAGCUCCAUCGUCCCAGACUGAUUGCGAUUGGCUGCUUGAUCAUGGCUGGUGGCUCCUUCCUCAUUAGUCUUCCUCACUUUCUUCAGGGCCCGUAUAAAUACGAGACCAGUAUGACUCACGGUACCGAUACCAACGGUACCGAGAGCAUCACGCCAUGUUCGUCCAACCGUAGUUUGACCGACGACGAACCGGAUUUAGCAGCCCGAGCAGAUUGUGAGAAAGCUGCCGGUUCGUCCAUGUGGGUUUAUGUGUUCCUUGGGAACAUGCUGCGAGGGAUUGGCGAGACCCCCAUCAUGCCUCUGGGAGUUUCCUACCUGGAUGAUUUUUCCAAAGAAGAGAACACACCUUUCUAUUUGGCCUGCAUCCAUACGACGGGAAUUCUAGGCCCCAUGUUUGGCUACAUGAUGGGAUCCUUCCUCGCCAAGAUCUACGUGGACAUUGGAUUCGUAAAUUUAGAUAGCGUGACCAUCAACUACAAGGACUCCCGCUGGGUCGGGGCAUGGUGGUUGGGCUUCAUCGUUACUGGCACGAUUAUUUCGCUCUCCAGUAUCCCCUUCUGGUUCCUGCCCAAGUCUCUUCCCAAGCAGGGGAAGGAGGACCAGAGCAAAAGUCUAGAACUCAACGCAGAUGCAGAGCAGGAUCAUUUCCUCACGGAUCAGGAUCACGAAGAGAAAGAAAUGACGUUCGCGGAGAUGGCUAAAGAUUUCAUUCCAUCUUUGAGGAGACUCUUCAGAAACAGCAUUUAUUCCUUGAUGAUCCUCACCUACCUGGUGGCCGUCAACGGUUUCAUGGGCAUGAUCACCUUCAAGCCAAAGUUCAUGGAGCAAAUCUACGGCCAGUCGGCCUCCAAGGCCAUUUUCGUCAUAGGUAUAUUCAACUUGCCGGCAGUGGCCUUGGGGAUCAUUACCGGAGGUUUCGUUCUGAAGCGUUUCAAACUGGGCGUGAUCGGGGCGGCCAGGGUUUCCAUAACGGCGUCAGUCGCCUCCUUUUGUCUGCUGGUCGUGCAGGUCUUCCUUCGUUGCGAGAACGCCGAAGUGGCCGGCCUCACCGUUACGUAUGAAGGAGUCCCGGAUUUAUCCUACGAGCCGCAGACAUUGUUGUCCCAAUGCAACGCCGGCUGUUCUUGCUCGAUGAAGCAGUGGGAUCCGGUCUGCGCCUACAACGGGAUGACGUACGCCUCACCCUGCCUGGCUGGGUGUCAAACGUCCUCGGGCACUGGAAAGGAGAUGGUGUUCCAUAACUGCUCCUGUGUUAGCCAAAUGAUCCGUCCGAGUCAAAAUACGUCAGCGGUGUUGGGCCAGUGUUCCAGGAAAAGCGACUGCGACCGGAUUUUUAAAAUCUACAUGGCUCUGUCCGUGGUUGGUUCCUUCAUAUCGGCGUGCGGAGGCACCCCGGGGUACAUCGUGAUGCUCAGGUCCAUACAACGAGACUUGAAGGCUCUGGCUUUAGGAAUGCAGACGUUGAUCGUAAGGACUCUGGGUGGGAUACCUCCGCCGAUAUAUUUUGGGGCUCUGAUUGACCGGACCUGUUUGAAGUGGGGUACCAAGCAGUGCGGGGGCCGCGGCGCAUGUCGAUUUUACGAUGCCGAUGCGUUCAGGUGGAGGUUCAUGGGGUUGAUCACUGGACUGUACUUCCUGUCCAACAUGAUGUGGGGAGGCUUGUACCGGAAAAUUGUGCAGAGGCAGAAGAAGUUGGCAUUGAGGGAGCGAGCCAAGGAAAAAGAACGAGAGGAGAACAGAGUGAACGGACAUGCUAAGAUCAACAUAGCCCAAAACAAAGACGACACAGAAAAGGAGAGUACCAUUUAAAGAAUGCCUUCUUGUUUUUGUACUCAGAUCGAGAUUUGGCGCCAUCUGGUGACAUUUUGGUGGAAAACCAUUGCUGUAUUAGGAAAAGGUGAAAAGAUAUCAAAUGUAACAAACAGGAACGGGAGAACGAGGGGGGG